AUGACUAAAAUAAAGAUAGGUAUUAACGGUUUCGGUAGGAUUGGACGUAUAGUGUUACGAGCAUCAUUAACAUCAAACGAUGUAGAAGUCGUCCACAUUAAUGAUCCGUUCAUGGACAUAGCAUACAUGGCUUACUGUCUAAAAUAUGAUUCAGUACACGGUAGAUUAAACGCUAAAAUCGAGCAUAAAUCUAACGGUCUGUUGAUCAACGAUAGAUUUAUUGAAGUUACUGCGUUCUGUUCACCAAGCGAGAUCACAUGGGGAAAAUCUGAUGUAAAUGUCGUUUGUGAAUGUACUGGUGUAUUUACCACAACCAAAAAAGCCCAAGAGCAUCUUGAAGGAGGAGCAAAAAAGGUUAUAAUUUCUGCGCCGGCUAAAGAUGAUACUCCGAUGUACGUUUAUGGAGUCAACCACAAAGAAUACAAGAGCUCUCAAAAGGUUAUCUCCAACGCGUCGUGUACAACUAACUGCUUAGCCCCAAUUAUGCACUACGUCAACAAAGAAUACGGUGUAAUUGAAGGUUUGAUGACUACUGUACACGCAACCACUGCUACUCAACAACCAGUUGAUGCCGUCGUAAAAGGUGGAAAGAACUGGAGAGAUGGAAGAAGUGCUUUAGCUAAUAUUAUACCAAGCUCCACUGGAGCUGCAAAGGCCGUGGGAAAGGUUAUUCCAGAACUAAACGGAAAGUUGACCGGAAUUGCCUUCAGAGUACCUGUAGGUGAUGUUUCUGUUGUCGACGUUGUUGUCCGAACUAAAAAGAAGAUGACUCUCGAAGACUUUGCUAACCUUAUGAAAAAGGCUGCCAAUGAAUACCCUGAUGUCAUAGACUUUACUUCAGAGGAGGUGGUAUCUCAAGAUUUUGUUGGCGACACUCACUCAACAAUCAUCGAUAUCAAAUCUUGCAUCCAAUUAAAUGACAAUUUCGUUAAGAUUGUAUCAUGGUAUGAUAAUGAAACAGGUUAUUCUAACAGACUUUUGGACAUGGCUCGCUACAUAGCAAUAAAUUAA
Molecule: messenger RNA, 1011 nt
Organism: Dermatophagoides pteronyssinus (European house dust mite)
Lineage: Eukaryota; Metazoa; Arthropoda; Arachnida; Sarcoptiformes; Pyroglyphidae
Product: glyceraldehyde-3-phosphate dehydrogenase 2-like
Source: RefSeq, a predicted model, not a curated record